This is a messenger RNA of Suillus paluster, 3138 nucleotides long. RefSeq names its product WD40-repeat-containing domain protein. NCBI's taxonomy places the organism in Eukaryota, Fungi, Basidiomycota, Agaricomycetes, Boletales, Suillaceae. The coding region runs from base 72 to 2873 and encodes 933 amino acids. Gene Ontology annotation, molecular function: protein binding. The transcript has 6 exons. The record is from RefSeq and is a predicted model, not a curated record.
GUAGUUGAACACGCGAAGUAAAAGACACAUGUUUGGAGUAGGGUAAGUAGCUACUUACCACAUUCCUAGGUAUGAAUUCGAGGAGGACAUUCGAUUUUUAUGGCGGUGGUUCACCUGAACCACUUUACUAUACAGCUCAUUCAUCACCAGAGCCUCAAUAUUCAGACGACGAGGAGGCGGAGGAGCAAAUUCCAGGUUCAUCCAGACUUAACCUUGACCUAGGACCUUCUGCUCUACAGCUCUCAGAUGAUGAUUCUGAGGAUGUACACCCCAGGUCGAAUCUUCACUUGAAUAUCAACUUCAAUCUCGACUUGGACUUCAGUCAAGCUACCCUAGGACACUCUCGCCCCCCUUCACCAGCUCCAACCGCUGAUUUUAGCAUGAUAUCACCGCCAAGCAGUCCUUCAUACUUUCAAUACCACUCUCAAUUCCUUUCCCCACCACAAGGUCGAAACACCCUCCCUUUCUUUCGUACCUCCCCAACCCGCACCUCUGCCCAUGUCCGCAGUCAUAGCUUUGCAUUAGGAACCGGUACUAAACGCCGUGUUCGUCCAAAUAUCACAAAGCUUUGGGAAAGCAUAUCCUCCCCAUCUCCUCGAGGCAGCAAGGCUUCACCUACUUUCUCCCAUAAACAUUUUCCUAGGUCCUCACCUAAUCUCUUGCGUGCAAAACGCAAGAUAAAACGUCCUUCAGUAACAGAUGUUUUUGGUAGUGGGUCCGGGGUUCAGGGUUAUUUAAGUGGCACCACCGAUGUAGACUACGGUGCACUCGACCCCCUCGAUGGCGAGGAAGGCGAACUCGUAGAUCACGACGGUUAUUUCGAUGCAGACUUCAUCUCGUCUCCCUCUUUCUAUACACACUCCGAUUCACCCUCACCCUCGUCCACCACCCCAACCUCAUCUCAACCCUAUUUCUUCCCACCUCAUAUUCCCUCCCAAGCUUACACAAUCUCUCGAUCAGCUUCCACUUCCACCUUUACUUCCACCCGAUCCCUCCCUAUCGCCCAAACUUCCCUCCCCCUGCCCUCAGAACUCACCCUAUACAUCCUCUCCAUCCUACCCCUCCGCUCAGUGCUAGCAUGCAUGCUCGUAUCCAGCUCAUUCUACUCACUCACCAGAGACACCAGCGUCUGGCUAGGAGUAUGGAAAGCCAGAGAAGGCCGCCCAAGAGUACGCGCACGCGCACCCCGCCCAAACCCAUACAGCUAUUCCUACCCACACAACUUUGCAUACGGACUCGCGCCUUUAGUAAACUACAUGUCUUCCUACUCCGUCGUACCACGAGACUCCCUCCCCAGUUUAUCCUCUUCUUCUUCUGAGGAUGACUCGGAUUCGGACGGGUCGUCGCUGCGCUACGCGCACCCGGAUGAAGGCGUGCACGGGUUCCCGCUUCUUGAGGACGGAGAGGAUGGUGAGGGCGAUGGGCCGAGUGGGUGGGCUGUCGAUUGGGGUCGGGUCAAGGCCUUGUGGCAGAGCGGACACUCCAGGGGCGUGUUCCUAGACCAAGACGGAUCAGAAGCUGACCGCACAUCGAUCCGCGUCCCAUCCAUCGCUUACCCUAAUUCGAUCGAAAGGAACCUAGGCCCCCUCCGACUAAACUGGCACACCCUCUACCGCUCCCGCGCCACCCUCGAGAGAAGAUGGCGAAACCCACGUGGUGAACCUCGAGUCAUGCGGAUCGAAGGGCACGGAGACAGCGUCUACUGCCUUGACUUUGACUCGCGGCGCAUCAUCACCGGUUCCAGAGACAGAACCAUCAAAGUCUGGUGUAUCCACACGGGCGAGUGUCUUGCGACAUUUGAGGCGCAUUUAGGGAGCGUGUUGUGUUUGAAGUUUGAAAAAGAUUUUGAUGCUCGUCGGAAGUCUGCUUCGCGUGAGGCUGGGUGCGAAGGUGGUGACGAGGAGGAAGAGGAAUCGCACGGUUUGAUGGUAUCCGGUUCUUCAGACUGUACCGUUCGCGUCUGGGAUCUAUAUGCGAAUCAUCGUGGCAGGAGAAUACGGGCAGACGUACGGGCGGUGCUGCGUGGCCAUUCAGGGGGUGUGUUGGAUCUGCGUAUGGACGAGAAUUGGAUCGUCAGUUGUUCCAAAGACGCACUCAUCAACGUCUACUCCCGCUCAACACUCACCCUACACGCCGUCCUCCAAGGCCACGAGGGGCCGGUAAACGCCAUCGGGCUCGAAGGCGGGAGAGUGGUGAGUGCGAGUGGGGAUGGGAGGAUGAUGUUGUGGGAUGCGGCUAGUGGGCGGUGUGAACGGGUGUUUGAGGGGCAUGAGAGGGGGUUGGCUUGUAUUGAGUUUAAGGACGACUUAAUCCUAAGCGGCUCCAACGACUGCACCAUCAAGCUCUGGCGCGCAUCAACAGGAGAAUGUCUGCACACAUUCGCGGGUCAUACGUUGUUAGUCCGCGCUUUGUGUUUUGAUCCGAAGACUGGGUAUGUGGUUAGUGCGAGUUAUGAUCGGAGUGUUAGGGUUUGGGAGUGGAGGGAGCCUGCUGUUUCUGCUGCUAUCAUCCCUACCAUCGCCUCCCCCUCUUCUCCCACCCCAUUGUCAUCUUCAUUCACCUCCGGAACUUCACCCAACUCAGGAACCCCAUCCAACUCGAGAACCCCCUCCCUCAACUCAUCAACCUCAGCAUACGCAAGCGAUACAGACGUAGCGAGUGUAGUAGGCGUCGCAAAUGGCGUCAUUGGCUAUCGAGGGAUGAGUGAGAAGAGAGGUAUGGGGAGGUUGGUGAGGGAGUUUAGGGAUUUACAUGCGAGUCAUAUUUUUGAUGUCAAGUUUGAUGUGGGGAGGAUCGUUAGCACAUCUCACGACCAGAAAAUCGUCGUUUUGGAUUUUACAGAUGGUAUUGAAGGCGCUGAGAUCUUUGUUUGAUAUACAGCAGCAUUGCGCAUUGGAUUCGUUUUUCUUCCUCUUCCUCUUACUAUUCAUCUUUACCUCAUUCACGCUCCAGACCCAACCAUAUAACCUUGGUGAUACUCAAGGAGAACCCGUCAUCGGCAUCGAUCUAUUUAUUUACCACGCAUCUUAUAUCCUGCAUUGCAAUCGGACUUGUUAUUUAGUUUCGUUUUUGUAUCUAGCCAUAUCGUAGUGUAUGUAUAGUAUAUGAGUUGAGUUAUAGAACGUCGUUUUGAUUUAA